GCGGGCACGCUUAGAAAUGCUUCAGUACGAAGUUACAGUUUAGAUACUGAAAUGAAUCUACGAAAGCGUUGUCAGUUGGCGUUGUAAACCAUAUCACAGAUUCCUUACCCUCCAACUUCCUAUCGAAGCGGUUAUGGUUACGGUCACGGACAAUGUAAACCGUCUUUUACGGUUAUGUGCUGGCACCCAUAGUUUUUUUUUUGGUGUGUGUGGGCGAAUUUUCACAGAUAAUCGGGGGUUAUUAAAGGAUGGACAAUCGCUAGUCAACACUAAACGACCAACGAACAAUUCCGCACAAGCGGAACUCAAUUCGAAUCCAAAAUAUCAUGAGGAUCUGACGUUACUCGAAUUCCCUAACCGAAUUUGAUUUAUUAAUAACGAAUAAACAAUUGACUAUCAAACAUCGAGAACUCAUUAUAAAACACCAUCAAACGAUCAACAACCGGUUAAAAACAGAUCAACUUCUUUGGGUGUGAAUGAGCGGCAAAGCAUAUGGAGCUCUUGCUCCAUUUUAUAAACUUCACGACUUCUAAUAGAGCUUUUACUUCGUGGAUUGAAUAAACAUGGCAGACGCGAUUGCUAGACGAGAGGCUCGGCGUAAACGAAUUUUGGAAAAUUCAGAGACUCGAUUGCAAAGAAUUACUAGUGGACAGCGUAUCGGACACGAAGAUGUUCAUCCUGACCUAACCCAACCAAAGAAUGACGAUUUGGUCAAAACUUACUUAGAACAUCAAGAUUACGUAACCCUAACAGAGUCAUUGCCAAAUAAUUUACAUAGGCGUGAGGGUUCAUCUAUGGAUGAUAGUCCUGCUUUGAUGAACCAUAUUGUACAGAAUGAGACACAGAACAAUACUGUUACAAACAAAGUUACGAAUGUACCAAACAAUGAUAAUAAGAAUGCUUCUAUCAAAAAAGUAUUUCAAUCUGCCGAUGCAGGUGUGUUAUUCAGUGUAUUUGGAAACAAAUGGACGCUCGUACUCCUUGCAGCGCUCGUAAAUAUUUUAUAUCUUUUGCAACUGCAACGUUUCUGUGGCAAGGAUAUUCUUGUACCAUUCUUUACACUGGUGUUGGUAAGACUGCAUCUAUUUGAAAAUAAAGCAGAAAUGCAGGGUGGAAACAUGUUAUCUGCGGUUCUAAUAUUGUGUAGCGUGGAUCCUAAACUCGUUCGUAAUCUCAGAUGGGUCAUGAGAAUAUGUAGAAAAGUUGUAGAAGAAUUUUCAAUCUAUAUCUUCAGCUUUAUCGUCCUGCACAAUGUGGCUUCAUUGUAUUAGCACGACAUUGAUAUAACAGUUCUAACAAUUGAUUUAUCAAAUAAUGAGCUACUGCAAUAUACAAUAAAUCUUUUUUACUUUGCAACGAAACGUCGCCUGAAAAUUGGAUGUCAAAUAAUGAAACACUGUCCUUCUAUAAAUUAAUUAUAAUAUAUAUACUCAUAAUAAAUUUUCUUUUUUUUGAAAACCUACCUCUGUAUUCGAAGAUUCCAUCAAGGCGAAUUGAUUUCCAGAAAAUAGAAAAGGGACAAGGAGUGUUUUUUUUCCCUUUUUAAUGGGAAGUGAUGCUCAAAAACGUAUUUCGACUCCUUGGUCACAGCUAUAUUUCAUUUAAUCUUAAUGUCUGGAUUACAAAUAUUUGUUUAAGGAACAUCUACAUUUCAAUCUUUACGAAAUAUGACGAUAAUCAUGAUUAAUAAUGAUCCUUCCAAACGAAUCACUUUAGAUGAUUGCAGUGAAAUAUUAGUUUCACCCAGUAUAAUGUAUCCCUACAAACAGUCAAAAAACGAAAUUGGUAAAUAAAUAUUGCAGUAUACAUAAUAAGUUUUGCGUGCAGCAUAUGAAAACUAGUUUGCUAAUUAAGAGAAGUACUAAAAAUUAUGUCGAUGCACAAACAAAACAGAGUAUAUGAGUUAUAUUAUUAUUUAUUUCUGUAAUUGAAUAACACACACACACGCACACACACACACACACACACACAAGGGAGAGUGAGGCAAAAUGGGCCCCUCAACAACGUUUAACGUUGGAACGAUUUUGGCAACACAAUUCGUUUUGUCUUUGGCCUAAAAAUACAUUUCAAGCAUUAUCGAUAUUUUUUGCAUUUGAUUGUACAGGCAGCCCAUUUUGCUCGCCUCUCCCCUAUACAAAUUGUUCUUAAGAUGUGGAGGAGGUUCACUAGUUUAGUCGCUGCAGGGAAUAGAGAGGAAUGGUUUCAAGUGCAGUUAGUCUUCCUCACUGGCCAUAGUAUGCCCGGCAGAACCUACAAGCUAACGCAUUUGGUUACGUUAAUAUUAAUUACUCACAAGUGAUACAGCUAAGGGAUUCAGAUUUUAUAUGCGAAUUUUUGGAUAGGUUUUUUGUAGUUUCAUAUUUCUUAAUUCAACUUUCUUCUUUUUAAAUAAUUAUUUUUAUUUAAAAACGCGAUUUUUUGUGUCUUCUGUAAAAGCUCGUACAUAAGAAUUUAAUUUUCUUGUUUCAUUAUGGGUGAACAGCGGAGACCAACAGUUCAAGUACAUAUACUUCUAGUCGUGGAGAAAAUAUUUUUAAAAAUGCAGUUUUUCUCCACAUUUUUAUGGACCUUCCUCAGGAUAAUUGAUACUAAUAUGUAAGUAAGUUACUUGGUUUAUAUACCUUUUAAUUUUAAAUCAUUUUAAGGAUUAGCAAAACUUUUAACCUUUGAAACAAGUUACAAGGGUCUAGUUACUUAGAAAUUAUAUAAAUAGUCGGUCGAUGGAACCUGUUUAAGGCAGUAUUCUACUUUACAUCUUUGAAAAAAACUCUAUUUUUGUGAAUUGUUUCUGAGAAUACUAUUGAAGAUAUGGAUGUAGGGUGUGAAAUGUUUAAUAAAUGCACUCUUGAAGUACAUAAAAAAAACUUUCUUCAUUUAUUUUAUACAUUUUUUAUGCAUGUAAAGUAUGGUCAAAACCAACACCUCAAAAAGUAGGGAAGGUUGCCGUCGUCGUAAAAUCUUGCCGACGGAUGGUUUGAACCAAAAAAAUCAGAUAGUUUUAUGUUCAGUAUGACUCCAGGAACCGAUCUAAGUAGAAUAUUUUAUGUAUGUGCAAAAUCAACAAAAUGACGGCUAAAAUACGAAAGAAAAAAAAGAAUUGCGUUUUUUUUUUGCGUCUUUUUUUGCAAUAAAAAUAUAGUUACAAUUAAAAUUUGAAGUUGAUUGUAGUUAGGUCUGUCGAUACAAACAUAUAGAAUAUGUGUUCAAAAUUUCAUAAGGAUCGGUCCAAUAGUUUUUGAGUUUUCACGACCACGAUACUUGAAAACGUUGUUUCGAGAAAAACGCGUUUAAAGUUUUUGUAAGUGACAAAUCGUAGAAAAAAUGAUCUUACGCUCCAUCAGCGAUACCUGGGCCAUAUAAUAUACCUUCAACUUGUUCCAGGUGAGUAUGGUCAUCUAAUCUAGCCUGCUUUUUUUGAGUUCUGCUCUCCUUAGAAGCCUCAAUCGAGCGGUGGUUCUCUCGAACGAUGCGCUGUUGGUUGCGCAUAUUGUUGAACUGUAUGGUGGUUUGGCCGAUUUUCAUGCCCAUAAUUUCCAUUAUUUUCAAAACUGGGCUGAAUCUUUCGAAAAUUUUGAGCUAACAUUCGUCAAUAUAUUUACUUUUGAAAAAAGUAAAAAAAAAUUUUUUUUCAGUUGUAAAGUAGAAUACUGCCUUAACAGAAAGUGUAUAUUUUCCAGAUACAACAUUUACUCAAAUGACUAGUUACUUAUUAGUUAAGAUUAACAGGGCAUCCACUAUAUUAUUUACAGAAGAGUAUUUGAAAAAAAAGCUAUGCUCAUUGUCAAGGUUGGGAAUAUCUUAGAAUGAAGCUGUAUAUAAUAUGUAACUUAAUUACAUGCGGAGAAUGGUAGAAAAACUGUAUGAAUUAGAAAAAAAAUUGCUAACGACCAAGUUAAUAUACAUUAAAUAGACAUAUUACUAACAUACUCUUUGAGUCAAACAUAGUAAAAUCUUUUAUUAUUCUGACACUACCCCAUGUGCACACGUACAAGUGAAUUUCACGGGAAGAAUUGUCGAAGAGGAGAGACUACUUUUCGAAUGUUUUGUAACGAAAUGAUUCCUUAUUGAAAAUUGUUGUGGGUGAAAUAGCAGUUUCAGAUCACAGUUAAAUUGAAAGUAACGAAAGAAAUUGUUAUAACAUAUUCCGUGACAGCUGGACAGGCUUGUUCAUACACUCACGUCACAUGGCUGCCACGGAAAUGACUGAAUAGCAUUUCGGUUGUUUAACGAUUCACGGCACUUAGAUACCACUAGAAUUUAUUCCACCAACAACAAAACAGCAGCGUGAAUAGGAUAAUUGCAACUCCAUUGUUAGUUAAGCUCUAUACCUAUACUGAUAUUUUGUGUCUGAGCCUUCGCUUGACCCAAAUGAAAUUAUCUUCUGCCAUGGACUUAUGGACGGAGCCUCUCCCAACGGGGCUGAAGCGAAAGACGGAAGGGGCAUCAGCGCCGUCAGCCAUAUUGAUGAGCUAAAUAGAUAUAGAUAUACAUAUACAGCUAAAUAGAUAUACAUAUGAAUACCACGGAUAUAUAUAAGCGUUUACGGCUUGCCUUUGACCAGCCCCCUGACACACGCUGCUAAAAGUGGUUCGCAAAAUGUCCCUCGAUUCUGCCGCCAAUUUCCACCACUAGCGAGCGAACGUGUCACAAGUCUACUAGCGCCACGUAGAGGAACUAAAAAACGGGGACAAAACGCGUACAAUUUUUUAAGUAUGCGAGCAGUGGCGAGUGUCAGGGACCUGCCUUUGACGGAUCGUUGUUGUUAUUGUAUAGGUUAGGUCAGAAGGUAUCCAAUAAUUUUCCACAACGAUAUUUUUAAUUGAAUAGUGAGUGAGAAUAAUAUACAACAUGCCUUAUUGUGUAGCUCCUAAGUGCAAAAACAGAUCUUUUUCAAAACCCAAAAAUCAAUGUGAGAUUGAAGUAGAGAAUAAGACUACAUUUCAUCUUUAAGUAUAAGUAACGCUUCUGGAACUGUAAAUAAUGUCAAUGCUGUAAUACCGAGUAAUGUACUUAAUUCUAUAUUCAUUCAAGUUUUCCGAAGAAUAUUGAGAGGCGUAGGAUAUGGAUUGAUAAGAUGGGGUUGACGAACGUAAGUAUGCUAAAGUAUGCUUAUUUGGGCAUUUCUCCACUAAAUGGAAAAUCGCUGUCAUAAGCUAAAUUUAUGAAAUAAAUCUUAAAAUUUCUCAGUUUGUUGUAUCAAUACCGACAUAGAAUUAGGUAUUCUUGGCACGCCAUAGCUUAUUUAGGAAUUUAAUAAUGGAAUAUUCGAAUAAAUGAACCUCAGACGUCUCAAAACACAGUCCCCUGGUACGUCCCUUUUCCAGAAUUACAAAUCUUGUUACAAAUAUUUAUUUUUGUGCCGUUGAUAAUUGAAUAAAAAAUAUCCAAAUACAUUAACAAAAAUAGUUAGCAUCUUUAUACAUCACAAUUAUAUUUUUACAAUAGAAUUUUAAUUAAAAUAUCCAUGUGUGAAUGCUGUCCUCAAAUUAUUAAAACAGUCCCUUGUUAAAACUUUAAAACCGCGCUGAAGUCAUAUUUAGUUUUGGCGCGAAGUAUUUAGAUUGCGAAACGGAACGCAAUCGGUGUGAAGUUUGUUCGGUUGUGUCGCUAGCGGGCAGCCAUCAUUUUGUUUGGUGCUACUACUGCGUCUUCUGGUGAACCACGCGUCUCGGCCGUUAGUAAAAACACCGUGGUAAAAACAUUCCCCUGGUAUUAUCUCAAAAUGCCACUGAAAAAGAAGUCACCCAGAACAAGAGAAGAAAUACUUGAACAAAAACGUAUAGCUGACCGUUUGAGAUAUCGACGACUUAAAAAUGACCCUCAAAAAAAAGAAGAAUUGAAAGAUAAAGAAAGGCAGAAGUAUCAACAGAAAAAAGAAAAAGGUAAAAGAAAAUUAGUUAAAGAUAUGAGUCUUCGUGAGCAUAAGGCUGUAAAAAAGGUUUGGAGAAAGCAUUGUUCUAAGUAUCGUGUAAAAAAAAAGUCAUGAAACUAACUGUAACUUUUAUGAAAAUUUGUGAUAAAAAGGGCCACAAGUUUAGAAUG
Molecule: messenger RNA, 6042 nt
Organism: Neodiprion fabricii
Lineage: Eukaryota; Metazoa; Arthropoda; Insecta; Hymenoptera; Diprionidae
Exons: 4
Coding region: 564-1271 (235 amino acids)
Biological process (GO): tail-anchored membrane protein insertion into ER membrane
Cellular component (GO): GET complex
Source: RefSeq, a predicted model, not a curated record